UGAUGGAUGACCAUUAAUACACCUGUAUUUGCAUUUCCGCGGUAAAAAGACAAGCAGGGCUUUUUUUUUUUUUUUUCCAACACAGAAGAGAAGCACUUUGCCAAGUCUUUUCAAAACGUCAAUAUGCUUCCAUUAAUACCAAAGCCGAGAGAUUCCUCUUGAUUUCCAAAACUGUCUAGGUGGCCUGGGUGGUUUUCUGCCGGCAGCAGCCUCCUACCUUUAGUUUGUGUGCCUAUAUCCACGAGGGGGGAUUAAUUAGCCGGGUUGGAGCUGAAGGAGGCUGUCGUGACGAGCCCAGUGGCGAUUGGCCGCCAGCCUGCCUGGCCCUGCCUUUAUAAUUUCCACACGAGUGCAUCUGGGCUCUUAGACAAACCAACAGCAGCUUCUUCUGACACAGACACACGCACACUCACCCCCGACACACACUCCGCACACUUUUCCUCCGUCUGAUUAACAGUCCGGCAGACACGAUGAUUGCGGGAAGGCGUCAAUAAAUACGGAGAGGGCCGGUUAUUUUGGCUACGGGAGGAGCUUUGCUGGGUCUCGGCGCAACUUUUGUUUUCACUACUGAGAAGGUGAUCUCUCCUUGCGUUUCUCUCGCACAAGGAUCCUUUAAAGGAGGAAGAAAGACCGAGAGAGGGGGGUGGGGGGAGAGCAGGCUUUCACUUUCAGGCCGUCCGGGCUCAAAGAUAAAAGGAAGGGGGGAGAGCAGCGGGCUGGGAGUCCAGCGCGGCAGCACGUCGGAGAGCGUUUGGGUGCGUUUCUGAGCGCGGCGGCCCGUUUCUCCACCGAAGUUGGCUCCAGCUCUAGCAGCCGCAUUGGAUCCCACAGCUUACUGCGAGACUCCGGUGUACAAUCCGGAUCUCUGCCCCAACAUGAUCGCGGCCCAGGCCAAGCUGGUGUACCAUCUGAAUAAAUACUACAACGAGAAGUGCCAGGCCAGGAAGGCUGCCAUCGCCAAGACGAUCCGCGAAGUCUGCAAAGUCGUUUCCGACGUCCUGAAAGAAGUGGAGGUCCAGGAGCCCCGCUUCAUCAGCUCUCUCAACGAGAUGGACAAUCGCUACGAGGGCCUCGAGGUCAUCUCCCCCACCGAGUUUGAGGUGGUGCUUUACCUGAACCAGAUGGGGGUGUUCAACUUUGUGGACGACGGCUCGCUGCCCGGCUGCGCGGUGCUGAAGCUGAGCGACGGGCGCAAGAGGAGCAUGUCCCUCUGGGUGGAAUUCAUCACCGCCUCCGGCUACCUCUCGGCGCGCAAGAUCCGGUCCAGGUUCCAGACGCUGGUGGCCCAGGCGGUGGACAAAUGCAGCUACAGGGACGUGGUGAAAAUGGUGGCAGACACCAGCGAAGUGAAACUGCGAAUCCGAGAUAGGUACGUGGUGCAGAUCACCCCGGCCUUUAAGUGCACCGGCAUCUGGCCCAGGAGUGCUGCCCACUGGCCGCUUCCCCACAUCCCCUGGCCGGGACCCAACCGGGUGGCGGAGGUCAAAGCGGAAGGGUUCAAUCUCCUGUCCAAGGAGUGCCACUCCCUGGCCGGCAAACAGAGCUCGGCCGAGAGCGACGCCUGGGUGCUGCAGUUCGCGGAAGCGGAGAACAGACUGCAGAUGGGGGGCUGCAGGAAGAAAUGCCUCUCCAUCCUCAAAACCUUGCGGGAUCGGCACCUCGAACUGCCCGGCCAGCCCCUCAACAAUUACCACAUGAAGACUCUGGUUUCCUACGAGUGUGAAAAGCAUCCCCGGGAGUCGGACUGGGACGAGUCCUGCCUGGGUGAUCGGCUUAACGGGAUUUUGCUGCAACUUAUCUCCUGCCUGCAGUGCCGGCGGUGUCCUCACUACUUCCUCCCGAACUUAGAUCUGUUCCAAGGCAAACCUCAUUCGGCUCUGGAGAACGCUGCCAAACAAACGUGGCGACUGGCGAGAGAGAUCCUGACCAACCCGAAAAGUUUGGAGAAACUUUAGAGGACCGUUUUGUCAAGAGCCGAAAUGUGAUUGCUCUUCUCAAAGACCUACUUCGGUGUAAACUUCCUGGUCGAUUCCUAUCUAAUAUUCCACUUGUCAGUGCAAACAAUCUCUUCCUUAAAAAGGAAUAACAGUACAAUGUUUAGGCAUCAUCUCACCCACCCCUCCAAGGGGAGAAGAAGAAGUAGGGAAAGCGGAUAGAGAAAAACGCAAACCCACAAGUAUUAGAAGACUUCUUUUACAAAGGAUUUCUUAUCGUCCUCGAAAAGUACACAGUAACACCCGGAAAGCAACCCGGCUGUAAUGCAAGACCACAGAGAACACUCUGCCCAGCUAUCAAAGGAUUAUAGCAAUCCUGGUGAUUUAGGUGCAUCUGUCUGUGAGUAAACACCAUUUGGAUAUGCCAUCUGAAGGAAAGUGUAAUGUAUAUUUUGGUUUGUAACAAAUAUUGUGAUCUCACAUUGUCUUUGAACGUGUGGAUGUUGGUGUCUUGUGAUUUGGUGAACAGAAGUUAAAUUGCUGUUUUGGAUACUUCCAGACAUUUUCCGCUAACAAAGAUACCAUUUAAAGGUAGAUUUCCUCCCGGUACUUUUAUCUGUCUUUGAAAGUGUCUGAACUUUAAAAAAGUUUACAUUUUGUUUCAAAUAUAAUGCUUGUUCUAUUUCUAACAUUCCAUAAAUAUACUUGAAAUGUUAUUUAAAUAUAUUCAAAGAAAUUUGAAUUCAGCUUAUAUAAUAACGCUUGAAUAUCUGAAUUAUAUAUUUGAAAAUGCACUUGAAAUACACUGGAUAACUACUUUUGUGACUUAGAUUUUAAUUUCUGUUGCUGGUUUUUAUUUAAUUAGAAGCUAAUAAAUGAAGUAAAUAAAAGUUGUUGUGUCUCACUUUAAAUUGUUUUUCUAUCAAAAGAUGUAACGCUUCAUUUUGGAAACUGAACCCACCUGAGUAUCUUAAACAUUUUGAGGAGUGUGCUAAUGGAAUUAUUAAAAAUAAAACCUUAAAAUACCGGAGAAAACUCUUUGUACGGCUACAGAAGCUAAUGAUCUACUUAUAAGACUAUUUCUUUCUAUGACAGACAGAUUUAAAUCUACCCUUGAAAGUCUGCUCUUCUGGACUAGGUUCUGUAGCAUUUCUGAUAAUAUAAGGAAAAAAAUAUGUCAUGACAGCAAAGACUGUGGAGUUAAAAAUCUGACUCAGAGAAAGUGAACUCAAAGUCACAAUGAAAGUUUCAAAAUUUGUAUAUGAAAACUAACUAUGCUAAUAAAAUAAAGAUUAUUUCUGACCACUUUA
This is a messenger RNA of Herpailurus yagouaroundi (jaguarundi), 3244 nucleotides long. It is a transcript of the gene MAB21L1, whose product is annotated as mab-21 like 1. NCBI's taxonomy places the organism in Eukaryota, Metazoa, Chordata, Mammalia, Carnivora, Felidae. The transcript has a single exon. Bases 876 to 1955 code for a protein of 359 amino acids. The record is from RefSeq and is a predicted model, not a curated record.